GUUCAGUUAACUUGCUUUAUAGACUCUUCAUGCUGUGCUGGCCAGUUGGAUUAUUGACAAAGCAGAGGCAGAUUAAAGUUAAAACCUUUAAAUGUUUUGUAUUCAUGUGUUUUCCAGUAAAGUUGUUAUUUGAGGACAAAUCAGACCCCUAGCUGUCCCUGUUAAACAGUUUGGAAUACGAAUCUAUUGCCAUGAUGAGGAACCUAUUCCUUUAUAUUUCAUUACUGGUUAUAUUUUGCGCGGACAGGGCACUCUGCAAGUCAGUGUUUUCUAGCAGCCCUAAAGCACACAUGCUUUUGCGUUCAAGAAGAGCAAACACUUUCAUGGAGGAGUUUAAAGCCCCAUCACUGGAACGUGAGUGCAAAGAGGAAGUCUGUGAUUUCGAAGAGGCGAGGGAAAUCUUUAACACCAGAGAAGCAACGAUGAAAUUCUGGACAGUGUACUUAGAUGGAAACCAGUGCGACUCGCAUCCAUGUGUUAAUGGGAAGUGUGUGGACCUGUUUCAGGAUUACUCUUGCAUCUGUAGUCCUGGGUUUGAGGGGAGACGCUGUGACCUGCGUAGCACAGCGACUAACUGCUCUGUGAACAAUGGGGACUGUGAUCAUGAUUGCCGUAAGACUGAGGAUGGUCUCGGUCGCAUUUGCAGUUGUAUUAAAGGAUACCAACUACAAGACAAUGCUAGAAAUUGUGCCCCCAAAAAUGAGGCUUCAUGUGGGCAGAUUCUGAUUACAAAAUCAUCCUACCCUAAACAGCAAGUGAAAGGGGUACAGCUUUGUUUUCUAGGUACAGUUAGUAAAAAGGGAGAGAGUCCCUGGCAGGUCCUUAUAUUAAAUCAUUUGGGCAAGUUUCACUGUGGUGGAGUUCUGAUUGAUGAAAACUGGGUUCUCACUGCUGCUCACUGCCUAGAGACAAGCUCACGUUUCAGGGUUAGACUGGGUGACUAUGACCGGUUUAAGCGGGAAGGAACAGAAGAGACCAUUACAGUCAAACAGCACUUCACACACCCACAAUACAAUCCUAUCACACGGCACAAUGACAUAGCUCUGUUGCAAUUAUUUGUACCAGCAAAAUUUUCCAAAUACAUACUUCCAGCAUGCCUUCCUAGCCACGACUUGGCAGAGCAGGUGCUGCAUCGCAACGGCACUCUGACGAUAGUCACUGGCUGGGGCAAAAAAAAUGAGACAGAUCAUCGUUACAGUGACACUUUAAACUUCAUUGAAAUUCCACUUGUAGACACCAAAGAGUGUUCCAAGCAUAUGAUGAACAAUCUGACGCAAAACAUGUUAUGUGCUGGUGUGCUGGGCCAGGUCAAAGAUGCUUGUGAAGUAGACAGUGGGGGUCCGAUGAUGACCCUGUUUCAUGAUACAUGGUUCCUGUUAGGUCUGGUGUCCUGGGGAGAAGGCUGUGGGCACAGAGACCAACUGGGCAUCUACACUAAAGUGUCCAGCUAUUUGAAUUGGAUAGAUAGUGUUCGUCAGGGGCAGGUUAAGGUUUAAAGUUUAGGUCUCUGACAUGUUUCUUGUUCUACCUGUCAUUGAAAUUAAAUCUGUCAAAGAGGUCAAUGUGCACUCUUAGUAAAAUGAUUUAUGUGUAAAGCACAAUGAUGCUGCUACUUCAUUGUCUGAAUGAUAAAGGAAAUUUGACUGACAGUCACUAAACACAUUCUGUGUUUUAAUGAAGUUUAACAUACAUUUGCAUAGUAAUCUUGCAACAUGAAUAAUAUUACUAUGUGAUUGCUUCAUAG
Molecule: messenger RNA, 1744 nt
Organism: Misgurnus anguillicaudatus (oriental weatherfish)
Lineage: Eukaryota; Metazoa; Chordata; Actinopteri; Cypriniformes; Cobitidae
Product: vitamin K-dependent protein C
Biological process (GO): blood coagulation; proteolysis
Cellular component (GO): extracellular region
Molecular function (GO): serine-type endopeptidase activity; calcium ion binding
Source: RefSeq, a predicted model, not a curated record